CACGCUUGAAAUAUCAGCCUUACUAAGGCUUUGUCUACAAUGAGUCGUUAAUCGUUGGUCGUAAGAAAUUUAACCAAUCAGGUUCGCUUAGUCUUCUCUAAGAUCAACUGUGAUUGACUAGAUUUCUUAAGACCAACGACUAUCGACUCAAUGGCCGCGUUCAGCAGACACAACUGUUGAGUGAGCGCUCAGUGAUUCUUUAAUAUGAUUGGUAGAUCUAAAGGUAUUAAUCAAUCAAAACUAAGCGUUCACUCAACAGUUGUGUCUGCUGAACGCGGCCAUUGUAAACGAGGCUUGAUGCUGAACAUGAUGCUGAACUAUAUACGGAGAGGUUAGCGUGGUUGACCGGUGUGAAUUGGUGUGAAUUUCACAUCAGAGUAACCAAGAGUAGCGUACGGGUAUAUUGGUCUUUAAUUGUUGUUGUUUUUUAAAAUAAUUUAUUCAAGUUCGAAAACUGUAGAACAAUGGCCUCUUCUACCGAUGUUGCUACAAUCCGAGCACAAAGAUAUUUAAAUGAGCCAUUGAUAGAGCGAUGCAGAGAUCUGUCUCUAUUAAUAGAUGAGUCGAGCACUACUGAGCUACAGCUGGUCUUUCCCUUGCUAAUAGAUUCUUUAUUUGGAAUAGUGGAUAACAUUGGAUGGGGUCUGCAUAAUAUUACCCUCAAGAAAAAUCCACAUGAAUAUGAAGCGCUGUGUCACUUUCUCGGCCCACAAGGACCAAUGUUCUCCUUAUGUUAUAAAUUACUUCCAGAUUGUUAUCUUAAGUAUAACUUUCCGGUGUCAUAUCUUCCGUCAAAAAUACGUUCCAUGUUGGAGGAAGGUAUAAUAUCACCGUUUUACCUUGAUAAGAUAAGAGAUGAUCAAGGAACACGUGUUCCUUCAGCUUUAUCUAUGAAUCCCUUUGAAUACUACAUCUUUCAUUUUGCGUAUCACUUGACCAAUCCUUGGUUACAAUUGCAACAGCAAGAAAAUGUGUGGAUGAAUUGGGAAACGAUUUAUGUUCAAUUGGCACAUUGUUAUCUAUAUCAUUUUCUUCCAAGAGAUAAUUCUGCGGUUUUACCAGUGAUUGGGCCAUACGUGAAGAAGACGCCGCCGAGAAAAUUGACUCAGUCGCCAGAAUUUCGAAGAGAUUGUCAGAAGUUGCAAACUUUGAGACUCUUGAGACCGUCUAUAUUAUCAUCGGGAUCGGUAAGUCCUGGAUCGGGCGUGCCGCAGCAGCAAUGUCUACCGCAAGUCUGGAGAAGCGAGACCGUAGUACAAGUCUUUCUUGAUUUUUGGUUAGAAUAUACAGAAGACACGCAGCUGACUUCCCAGUUGAAUACGUCCUACUUGUCCUCAGUACCGCGACGACAUAGUAUACAUUCCGGAGAACACAUACGUCUUGUAAGAGCGUUUAUAAAGACGCUGCAUGAAUUUACAAAUAGCGCUACAGGCGAUAAGAGUGCAAUGGACGAAUUAAAAAGAAUAAUUCUUCCUUCGGUUCAAGGAAAAAUAUAUACAUUUUUGCGGAAAGCGAUAUAUCAUUGGCCUCUGGACAGUUCGUUUAGAUUGAUACUGGAAGCUUGGCUGAGCUUUAUUCAGCCAUGGAGAUAUGUACUGGGAGUAUCGUAUACUAAAGAAGGUAAAGCAGAAGAGGAAGAAAGGGGCAAGAUUCACGAUCCCAGCAGAUGGAUUUCUUUCGUUGCCAAUAAUCUAUUGGCAUACACAGUUGUAUUUCAGCAGUUGCUUCCGCGGUUUACAAGAACGGACCUGGUAGCGCCUAAGAAUGCGUUAAUGUUGUUUAGAGUUACAAAAGUAUUUUCGCAAUCGUAUUUAGCGAAAAUGAUAUGUGAAGUGGAGAGUUGUAUAGAUGAUGUAGGAUUAAGCAAAGGUCGUAUAACUACGAAUCAGUGGACAUCGAUCGUUCGGCAACAGAUUCUUGAACUGGAAGGUCCGACAUAUCAAUAUGUUCCCAUGUUUUCGACGGCCACUAAUCUGCAGGUUAUAUGGUUUUUAAGUAACAUUAAACAGGCACAUUUAACAGCGACCAGCUUGGUCGAGGCUCUGGAAGACAGGAGAAGGGGAAAGCGUUUUCUGCUUUCUCUAUGGGAAUUCUUUAGCUGUGAGGAGUACUCCUCGGACGAUAUCAGCAUAGAGGAGCGACGACGCGUCCCCGUGCUGCUGGCCACCGCUCAACAGCAGCUGAUAGAUAUAUUUCAAAUACAGCUCGAAGACAUUCCACAAGUUGCUAUAGUGGCAGAUCAAGAAUAUCACGACAGUAUUCUAUCAACUUCUUUCUGCCAUCAAUCACAGGUGGAAUCCAGCUUUGAUUCGAGCAGACCAGGUACUUUUGUACCGUUGCAAGAAGGUAGACAGACAUGUCGGUAUAUCGAAUAUAUGGGUGAUCCAGAGUUACAGCCAGUGCGAUCGAACGAAUGCGCUUUUCUUGUUAGGAACUUUUACAAGCUGUGCUGUUACAUCAAUCUCAAGUAUCGAUACGAAAUUAUCUCACUGUACAACAGACGAAGCUUCUUUGGUAGUGUCUGUCGGCAAUUGAUUGCCCCACCUACCACGGUUGUAAAGUUACCCAAACGAACGACAAAUGGAUUUACUAGUGGCUCUGAGGAACGAUUGCCACCUCGAUUAAGUUUACGAGCUUUAGCCAAUUACACCUUCCUCACAAGUAUAUCAAUUGGUAUAUUGAUCGCAUGGCUCACUAAUUAUGGUCCUUUCAUGUUUCUUGGAUUUAUAUCUUUAAUGUGGCUUAUGUGUAUAAUUAUACGUGCAAUGUUGCAACACUAUUUUCCACGUAACACAAGUGUUUUGAGACCAAGCGCGAAUGCAUCUUCCAUUAGCCGAUGAUAUUCUCGAAUUUUAAGAUGAGCUGUAAGCAAUUUUGGACGAAACAUUUCUAUGAACAGCCGCUUUGGAUAUGUGUUUGUAAGUGUGUUAAAUGAUGUAAAAUAUAAUAUCAGUAACAUUACUGUUUGUAUACUAUUUCAAGUAAUUAUGCUAAGUAUAUACAAUUGCAUUAAAUUGUA
Molecule: messenger RNA, 3019 nt
Organism: Monomorium pharaonis (pharaoh ant)
Lineage: Eukaryota; Metazoa; Arthropoda; Insecta; Hymenoptera; Formicidae
Product: sphingomyelin phosphodiesterase 4
Exons: 14
Coding region: 465-2840 (791 amino acids)
Biological process (GO): sphingomyelin catabolic process; ceramide biosynthetic process; glycerophospholipid catabolic process
Molecular function (GO): sphingomyelin phosphodiesterase D activity
Source: RefSeq, a predicted model, not a curated record